AUGCAAGAUGCUCUAAUGAAUAGUACAGAACUAUUUUUAAAAGAAAUAUUAUCCAGUCUAAGAAUUGAUCCAUCCAUAGCUGAUCCACCAGUUAUAAUAGAAAAUCCUGUUUAUGGAAGUCUUACUCCUAAAUUUAUAAAUUUUGCUGCACCAGGAAUGAUGGUACCAAUAAUAUUCUUUUUGGCAACUGGUUUAACAGGAUUAAUAUUUGUUGUUGAGGAAAAAGAAGGUCUUUUAGAACGUAGUUGGAUUGCCGGUGUUACAACAAUUGAAGUUAUAUGUGCACAUAUAAUUGUUAAAUUUUUCAUACAAAGUAUUCAAAUAAUAUUAUUACUUACUUUUACUGACUACAUAUUUAAAGUUCGUUGUCGCUUUUUAUAG
Messenger RNA from Rotaria sp. Silwood1, 381 nucleotides. Lineage: Eukaryota; Metazoa; Rotifera; Eurotatoria; Philodinida; Philodinidae. The record is from the annotation of a GenBank genome assembly.